AUGAAGCCAACAUCGUUCGGCCUAUUGGCCUGCAUAUUGCCCUCUGCGGCAUUGAAUUGGAAGCCCAGAUUUCUGGCAAGACAGCAGCCAGCAUCCACCGUCUGUCUGACACAAGUCACUGUCGAGUAUCAACUCGCGCCCACGAUCAGCGGACAGCCAAUUAUCGUUAGAACUCCAAUCACAUCAAACACAACUAUUACUCCGAGUCCUUUCGACAUACCCAUCACCAUCAAUAAUGCUCCGACGUUGCUCGAUACUACCGUGACAGCUUAUUCUACGAUUACAAAAACAGUUAUACGCACUUAUAUCACGUUGACGUCGGGAUACGAAGGCAGUGUGACUUCUACGUCAAGAAUCGUCAAUUCAGCGGGUCCUGAUGCAACAACGACUGUGGUUGUGUUUGUUCCACAGCGCUUUACCACUAUCACAUCGCUAUAUUCCGGAUCAACAACGAGGACAGAAACCAUAACACCUAGCAAUCUGGGUGAACUUGCUACAAUCAGGCUUCUUGUGCCAGAGUUGUAUACAACUGUGACUAGCUUUUAUUCUGGGUCUGUCUUAUCAACCUCCACCAUCCAACCGACAAUUGUGGGACAGACUGGGCAGGUUGUGGUACUAAGCCCCCAGGUCCUUAUGACCAGGACUUCGCUUUAUACAGGAACUACAACGUCCAUAGUAACGUCAACCCCAACCGCAAGUGGACAACCCCCGGUCGUUAUUGCCUAUAUACCCCAGUCUUUUACGACCCUAACUUCGCUGUAUUCGGGACUUACAACCUCCAUUUUGACCAUCGCGACGCCCAAUUCACCGGAUCAAACAGGUACGAUUCUAGUUCAAGUCCCGCCACGGUAUUCUACUAUUACGUCUUUGUAUGGAGGCUCAACCACUACUACAUCAACCAUCAACACGGCAACCAUACCUGGUGAAACAGGCACAAUCCUUGUACAGGUACCAUCACAAUACGUAUCAGUGACAUCUCUAUAUACCGGAUCGACCACUCAAUUCUCUACACAGUUUGUACCGACGGUCGCGGGAGAAAGAGGAACGAUUGUUGUACUGGAGCCUAGCCCUUUCACAACGCUCACCAGUUAUUACACUGGCUCAACAUCCACAACCACAACUUUGAGGACACCCACCAUGCCUGGACAGACUGGAACUGUUCUUAUCCUAUCUCCGCAAGUUUUCACAACAAUUACGUCACUUUAUGAUGGUAUUGCCGCGCUUACCUCUACAAUCAAUACGCCAAGUUCGCUUGGACAGACUGGAACUAUCCUUGUUCAAAUCCCGCGACAAUUCACGACAUUAACAAGCCUAUAUGAUGGCUCCACCACUACAACCAUUACUUCUGCGAUCCCAAGCCAAGUAGGACAGAUCGGGACUAUAUUUGUGGGCAUCCCUAGGCAGUUCACGACGAUAAGCGCGCUGUAUGAUGGCACGUCCAGCAUUACAAGCACCGCGGCAACACCCGCAGCGCCAGGACAGACCGGCACAAUCCUGGUCAGUGUUCCAAAGCAAUACGUAACUUUGUCCUCUCUGUAUGAUGGUUCUACGAUCACGACGGUGACACUCGCGACGCCGGCCCUCGUUGGGCAAACAGGUACCAUACAGGUGAAUUUACCAAGGCAGUAUGCGACAGUUACUUCACUAUAUGAUGGGACAGUAAGCACGACUGUCACAGUCGCCACACCCACUACAGUGGGGCAGCUUGGCAGCAUCGUCGUGAAUAUCCCGAGGCAAUAUGCCACAAUCACCUCUCUCUAUGAUGGCCUGUCUACAACAUCAUACAUCAUCGCAACGCCUACGCUGCCAGGGCAAACAGGAACUGUGCAGCUGAAUGUGCCAAAGCAAUACACUACCAUCACUUCGUUGUUCGAUCAAGCUACCAUCCAGACGUUAACAUUGGCUACACCUACUGCGGUAGGUCAACUUGGUACCGUGCAACUGAAUUUACCAAAACAAUUCACCACAAUCACAUCCUUAUACGAUGGUACGACGACCACAAUGUUCAUUGCGGCGACGCCUACUCUGGCGGGUGAGAUUGGUACGGUACAAAUCAAUGUUCCAAGACAGUACACUACAUUGUCGGCUUUGUAUGAUGGCUUAAUCGCAUCAACCCUGACAGUUGCAACGCCCAGCACCGUCGGACAAGUGGCAACAGUACAAGUGUAUUUGCCCAAACAAUAUGCUACCAUAACGUCGCUAUAUGACGCAUCAACUUCCUCUCUUACCACGUUGGCCACGCCUUCAUUGCCUGGACAGACUGGAACAGUGCAACUGUUCCUACCAAAACAAUACACAACUAUCACAUCUGUCUACGAUCAAACCACCUCAGCACUUGUCACGCUGGCGACUCCCGUGUUACCAGGUCAGGUUGGUACCGUGCAAUUGAACGUGCCAAGACAGUAUGUCACGACGUCAUCGCUCUACGACGGCACAGCAGCUACCACAGUAACAUUGGCAACUCCAACAGCUCCUGGACAGACUGGCACAGUUCAGGUUAAUUUACCUCGUCAAUACACAACCCUAAUGGCGUUGUAUACAGGUGCCAGCGUAACCACUGUUACUAUCGCUACUCCUACAGUUCCUGGCCAGCUUGGAACUGUGGUCGUUCAAAGUCCAACUGUUUUUACGACCUUAAGUGCCUUGUACUCAGGGACAACGGUGAAUACAACAACACUGGCUACCCCUACUGUACCUGGUCAAAUUGGUACGGUUCUCAUUCAGAGCCCUUCCGUGUUCACAACGAUCACUUCUUUGUAUACAGGGACAUCAUUAGCAACCUCUACAAUAUUCACGCCCACAGUACCUGGCCAGGUUGGGACGGUGGUCAUACAGAGUCCCUCUACCUACACAACGAUUAGCUCACUAUACACGGGACUUUCAGUGGCUUCAACAACGCUAGCUACGCCAACCGUGCCUGGCCAGGUCGGAACCGUGCUAAUUCAAUACCCCUCUGUGUACACAACAGUGAGCGGUUUGUACACCGGAAUUACAACGGGAACGACCACUCUUGCAGUACCAACAGUCGUUGGUCAAACUGGUACUAUUAGCAUACAGUAUCCGGCUGCCUACACUACGAUUUCUCAACUGUAUAGCGGCUCUAUUACUGUCACUUCAACAAUUGCUACGCCUACAGCUGUGGGGCAAUUUGGAACAGUGCAAAUUCAGCUACCGUCAACAUACACCACGAUAUCCCAGUUGUAUACUGGCUCCGCCACUCUCACUUCAACGAUAGCUAUCGCUACCGUUGUGGGGCAACCUGGGACGGUACAGGUUCAAGUUCCUAAGACAUUUACAACUCUCACAUCUUUGUACACUGGAGCCGUAGUAACCACAUCUACAGCGUUUGAUCCAACUGUUGUUGGUCAAUUGGGCACAGUCCUCGUACGUCUUCCAACAAUCUACACUACAGUUAGCUCCCUUUAUACCGGUACGGUAGUUGCUACGUCCACUUCACUCGUACCAACUGUCGUUGGCCAGACAGGGCUAGUAGUAGUUCAACUACCCUCUGUAUAUACUACUGCAACUUCCCUUUAUUCCGGCUUAGCAAUCGCUACAAGUACAGUGCUUGUGCCCACCGUGGCUGGUCAGACAGGCCUGAUCGUGCUACAACGGCCUUCAGAGUAUACGACCAUAUCCUCAUUCUAUAGCGGCACAACGACUCUCAGACAAACUCUGUUCACCCCGACGGUGGUGGGCCAAACUGGGACAAUUCUCCAACAAGUUCCUUCCCCUACACCGGCGAUAACCGUUACCGUUACAUCGGGCGGCGUGGCGAUUACUUCAACCUCCACAACCAUAGUCAAUGGCGUCGCGACUCCCGUUGCGGUUGUUACAGUUCCACAGAUACCUUUCCAUAUUUAUGUCACAGAUUUCAGCAGUAAUGUCUACGGCUACCUUGAUGUCAGUUCAGUGACAGGUCCUGCGCGUAAUGUCACAGUAGGCGACUACUCAACUUCAUCAUUGUUCUACCUCGAUGCAACCACGGGGCAGCUGGCAUUAAGCCCCCAGAGCGGAGAAACAACCACGCCUCUUUAUUCAGUGCAGCCAGCCGGUGGGCUUCUCAGCGCUCCGUUCUUAUUUGGUACCAACCAGCUUCUGUCCAAUGUACCCAUCAAUGCUGGGCAGUGGCCUGACGGUACUUUGAGGACUCAGAAUCUCGUUACCCUAUCACUGUUUGCUAGUAUCUGCAACGGCAUAUUAUACCUGGAGACUGUCAUCGGUGCUGGUUGCACGCAAGUGGUUCUAUCACCCGUAUACUCACCCGUGACAUACACGACGGUGACCGCCACAUCUGGCACAAUUCCGGCGACGAAAACGUACGGGCCUGCCGGAACUCUGGUCUCGUCUGGUGGAACCGUCACGCAAAUCGUCCCAGUUUCGACUUGCACAGCCUCAGGACUGGCGUACGCGGCGUAUACUAACCCGUAUCUCGGCGGAGGAGCUUACGAAAACGCUUACUAUGCAGGGUUUAACUCCUCUUUCUUCAACACGAAUUCCGGCGGUGUUGCCAGCAAUGCUGCGCUAUUCACUGGCGUUGCUAACAACAUCAAUUUUAACCUAGGGGCCACCGGAUCUGGUAACCUUUACGGUAGUCUGCGCACUCUAUCACAGGUAGCCAUUGUUUAUACUGGUUACUUCAGGCCGAUUAUAUCUGGUACCUACUCACUCUCUUUCCCUGCAUCGAGCCAAAGCGACAUCGCAUAUCUCUGGAUGGGAGCUGCGGCCAGCUCUGGCAGCUGGGGUGAGACCAAUUGGAAUAUGCGCAGUACAUAUGGAGUGAAUCGAGGUGGACCCGUAUCACAAUCCUUCGUUGCAGGACAACUAUACCCGAUAACUAUUCUGUAUGGUAAUGGACCUGGAUUCGCCUACCUAGAGCUUGAUAUCACCACACCUGCAGGCGUUCUGCUUACAGACACAACCGGCUAUUUUGUGCAGCCAAGCUGCAGACUUUCUGGCUCAACAAUUGGCGUAUCGGCGGUAGAUGUCAGGACAUGUUCUGCUACUGGUCUUGAAUGGUCUGUUUACGACAACUUUGUGUAUGAUGGCUCGACAGCCUCUGACCCGUCAUAUGACCUUUUUACCCCCAACGUCUACAAUGGAGUAGGCCCAGAGACCGCUGCCAUCAGGGGUGCCAUAGGCAAUAUCCAAUUUGGUGUUCCAGCUCCAGCAACCGCAGUCUCAUUGUACAACCAAGGAACUUUCGAUAUGAGUUACCGCGCUAUCGUCUUCCGGGGUUACUUCGCGGCCAACGUUACAGGCACAUGGACAUUCACUAUCAAUAAUCCCGACGAUAUAGGCUUCCUGUGGCUUGGUCCCAAUGCAUUAACGACGUGGUCAGAAGCCAAUGCUAACGUAGUAUCCCGUCUGCUUGGAACCGCCGGCACUUAUUCAGUGUCGCUUACUGCAGGCACACUUACACCAAUAAGGAUGGUAUUUGCGAAUGGUCCAGGUGGUAUGAGCUACACGCUUCAAACAAGAGAUCCACUUGGUACUGCAUUGCUUUAA
This is a messenger RNA of Plenodomus lingam JN3, 5508 nucleotides long. RefSeq lists its product as uncharacterized. The record is from RefSeq and is a predicted model, not a curated record. Gene Ontology annotation, cellular component: fungal-type cell wall. Gene Ontology annotation, biological process: cell-cell adhesion. NCBI's taxonomy places the organism in Eukaryota, Fungi, Ascomycota, Dothideomycetes, Pleosporales, Leptosphaeriaceae. Gene Ontology annotation, molecular function: cell adhesion molecule binding.